GCCAGGCGUUCUUUUGAGCUACGAUGUGUGAAACUUCAAGAAAUCAACUACGGAGGUGACAAUACAAGACUGACUCAUCUAUCGUUUCCUACUCGUACUUUUGGACAUACCUUGGGAAUGUCUUCUCACAAUCCCCCUCCGUGGCUCUCCGAUCGUCGACGACCUCCCUCAAAUCUCCCUUCGAAACGACCUGCCGACUCGCGCGCACAGGAAAGACCUUCGAAGCGCUCUGCGCCGUCCACCACUGCGCAAGAAGAAGCUUGGGUGGCGGACGAAGAUCGAUUUGUUCUCCAGCAGGCGAAGAAAAAGGCAGCAUUGCGCGUAAAAGGAAAUAGAGCGAAACCCAUCGAUUGGUUGACGGUCACGCUGCGCUUCGUUGACCCUACAAAGACCAUACUGGACGAGGAGGUUGAGGAUCAUGAAUUGGAUAUUGUGGACUCUGAAGGUGUAAUCGAGAGCUUGGACGAGGAAGAACUAGCAGAGUUGGAAAAGGACAUCGACACAUAUCUCGCGCUUGAGACUAAUCGAAGCAAUCGAGAUUAUUGGAAUGCACAAAAGACUAUCUGCAAGGAUAAGAGACGUCGCAAUCGGUCAUCCAGGAGUGAAGCCCGUGGAACAAGCUCCAUCACGUCCGAUAUCGACCGGUUGCUUUCACCGAAGUCAUUCGAAGAGCUGGAGACCCUUGAAGUACAAGUCAAGAAAAAGCUGGACUCAGAUGAGCCGAUCGACUAUGAUUAUUGGGAGCAGCUACUGCGCAAUCUGCGCGUGUGGAAGGCAAAAGCGAAGCUGAAGAAGGUGUCGCAACAAAUCAUCAACGAACGUCUCGAGGCUUUGCGGCGACAACAAGAGAAGGCAUCAGUGGCUGCGCAGGAACACUUUCGGGGAACAUUCAUGGAAACAUUCGAGACAGAGGAGGAUGGAUCCUAUCCUAUGGUUUACGAUUCCACUCUAGAUCCCGAACCUAUGCUCAAACUCCGACCGGAGGACAAAAGCCUCGAGGCGAUUGAUGAUAAGAUCUUUUCGGAGAACCUUGUCGAUGAGCGUCGCAAAAUCCUCAAACUUGGAUACGUGCCGAUGCGAAACAAAUCACAGGAUGCUAAGACUCCACAUACCCAGUCUAAGGCAACCCAGAGAGGCGUGGAUGGCUUGUUGCGUUUUGCGCCGGUCGACACAGAAGAUCACUCAAAGGCGACAACAGCCCUGUACGAGCGAGAGGUUGCUCGUGGAGUUGAAGACGGCGAGGAAGUCUUCACUGGCGAAGAGGAACUCAACAAUACGAAGCCUCAAUGGUCAGGUAGCUAUGCACCAAGGAAACCACGUUACUUCAAUCGUGUGCAGAUGGGCUACGAAUGGAACAAGUACAAUCAGACGCAUUACGACCAUGAUAAUCCACCUCCAAAGGUCGUCCAGGGUUACAAGUUCAACAUUUUUUACCCGGAUCUCAUCGAUAAAUCGAAAGCCCCAACUUACAAAAUUGUGCGGGAGAAUGGCAGGAAGCGCGGUCAAUCAUUUGCCGCUGCUGGCGAGGAUGAUACAUGCUUGAUACGAUUCAUUGCAGGGCCACCAUAUGAGGACAUUGCCUUCAGAAUCGUGGAUAAGGAAUGGGACUAUAGUGCGAAGCGGGAGAGAGGCUUCAAGAGUAGCUUUGACAAGGUAAGUGCCUCCAUCGCCUAUUCAGAGGUGCAACAGUCGCAUGUGUCUUGGGUGCUUGUGACACAGUGGAACUUCCUACUCACAUGUCCAGGGCAUUUUGCAACUCCAUUUCCAGUUCAAAAAGAUAUAUUACCGUAAGUAGGUCACUACCGAGUGAGCCUAGGAAGUGGCUGGUCUCGCCAUUCCUAGAAGUAGGCAUCGUAGCACACUGCUACACCCGCCUAGCCCUCGGCGAAUGAUUCACCGCUACGGCAAUUGCCCACAGCUAUCGCGCUAUCGAUAAGUCAAUGAUCGCUGUGAUGAUCAUGCAGGACGGUUGGAUGCAUAUGGCUUAGGCAACGCCAAGAGAUGGGAUCACAAUGCCCGUUUGACAUGAGCCGCUGCUCACCAUGAGAGGGCCGCCAAUAGCUUCGACUUACUUUCUUGGAUCACGAAGUGCAUUGGAAUCAUGAGCUCCUACCGCUUGGUUCGCUCGCGAAGCACAGGAACAGGCUCGAUGACACUCUGGUGAUGAUUCGGUCAUAUCUGCUAUUCAGCAGCCUUCUGUGGAACUUUGAAGACCUGAAU
This is a messenger RNA of Aaosphaeria arxii CBS 175.79, 2220 nucleotides long. RefSeq lists its product as uncharacterized. The coding region runs from base 118 to 1791 and encodes 557 amino acids. The transcript has 3 exons. Gene Ontology annotation, cellular component: spliceosomal complex; cytoplasm. Gene Ontology annotation, molecular function: protein binding. Lineage: Eukaryota; Fungi; Ascomycota; Dothideomycetes; Pleosporales. Gene Ontology annotation, biological process: mRNA cis splicing, via spliceosome. The record is from RefSeq and is a predicted model, not a curated record.